Ascoidea rubescens DSM 1968 is the source of this 3252-nucleotide messenger RNA. It is a transcript of the gene KRE33, whose product is annotated as ribosome biosynthesis protein KRE33. The record is from RefSeq and is a predicted model, not a curated record. The coding region runs from base 1 to 3252 and encodes 1083 amino acids. Gene Ontology annotation, biological process: rRNA acetylation involved in maturation of SSU-rRNA. NCBI's taxonomy places the organism in Eukaryota, Fungi, Ascomycota, Saccharomycetes, Ascoideales, Ascoideaceae. Gene Ontology annotation, cellular component: 90S preribosome; nucleolus. The transcript has a single exon. Gene Ontology annotation, molecular function: 18S rRNA cytidine N-acetyltransferase activity; tRNA binding; ATP binding.
AUGGGUAAAAAAGCAAUUGACUCGCGUAUUCCAACGUUGAUUAGAAAUGGAGUUCAAGAGAAGAAGAGAAGUUUUUUCAUCAUUGUUGGUGAUAAAUCCCGAAACCAGUUGCCCAAUUUGCAUUAUCUAAUGAUGAGCGCAGAUUUGAAAAUGAAUAAAUCUGUUUUAUGGGCCUAUAAGAAAAAACUAUUAGGUUUCACAUCGCACCGAAAGAAAAGAGAAGCAAAGAUUAAAAAGGAAAUCAAAAGAGGUAUUAGAGAGGCUAAUAACCAAGAUCCAUUCGAAGCCUUUAUUUCAAAUCAACACAUUAGAUAUGUUUAUUACAAAGAAACGGAUAAAAUUUUGGGUAAUACCUAUGGAAUGUGUAUUUUACAGGAUUUUGAAGCGUUGACCCCAAAUUUAUUGGCAAGAACUGUUGAGACUGUUGAAGGUGGUGGUUUAGUGAUUAUUUUACUAAAAUCGUUAACCUCUUUGAAGCAAUUAUAUACAAUGACAAUGGACGUUCACUCUCGUUAUCGAACCGAAGCACACAAUGAUGUUGUUGCGAGAUUCAAUGAAAGAUUUAUUUUAUCUUUAGGUUCUUGUGAUUCUUGUUUAGUUCUCGAUGAUCAAUUGAAUGUUUUACCAAUAUCCGGAGGUAAAACCGUCAAGCCUUUACCACCAAAGGACGAGGAACAAUUAACUGAAAGAGAAUUAGAAUUACAAGAUUUGAAAAAGAGUCUUCAAGAUAUUCAACCGGCCAGUUCAUUAAUAAAUUUAACUAAAACUGUUAACCAAGCUCAAGCUGUUUUAACUUUUAUUGAUGCGAUAUCUGAGAAAUCUUUAAAGAGCACAGUUGCAUUGACCGCUGGUAGAGGUCGAGGUAAAUCUGCUGCUUUGGGUAUUGCAAUAGCUGGAGCUAUAUCUCAUGGGUAUUCAAACAUUUUUGUUACAUCGCCAUCUCCCGAAAAUUUGAAAACGUUAUUUGAAUUUGUAUUUAAAGGUUUUGAUGCAUUGGGAUUCACAGAACAUUUGGAUUAUGAUAUAAUUCAAUCGAUUAAUCCUUCAUUUAACAAAGCAAUUGUCAGGGUUGAUAUCAAAAGGGAACAUCGUCAAACUAUUCAAUAUAUUUCGCCAACCGAUUCUCAUGUUUUAGGACAGGCAGAGUUGGUGAUUAUUGAUGAAGCUGCAGCGAUUCCAUUACCAUUGGUUAAAAACUUAUUAGGCCCAUAUUUAAUAUUCAUGUCAUCAACAAUUAAUGGAUAUGAGGGCACAGGGAGAUCAUUAUCAUUGAAAUUAAUUGAGCAACUACGAAAUCAAUCGAAUAAUUUGAAUUUACCAAAGGAAACAGCAUUAAUAACAAGGGACAAGAAAAACUCGAAUUUACUGAACAGUGGCGAGAUGGUUAAUAAUUAUAAUGGCAGAAAAUUAAAAGAAAUUGUGUUGGAUGAGCCAAUUAGAUAUGCAAUUGGAGAUCCAGUUGAGAAAUGGUUGAAUAAGUUGCUAUGUCUUGAUGCCACAUUGAGUAAAAACUCGAAAUUUUCAACCAAGGGAUGUCCACAUCCAUCAGAAUGUCAGUUGUAUUAUAUAAACCGGGAUACGUUAUUUUCAUAUCACCCAGUGUCUGAAGCAUUUUUACAAAAAAUGAUGGGGUUAUAUGUUGCCAGUCAUUAUAAGAAUUCGCCAAAUGAUUUACAGUUGAUGAGUGAUGCGCCAGCACAUCAGUUAUUUGUAUUGUUACCACCAAUUAAUGAAAAUGACAAUAGGAUUCCGGAUCCAUUGUGUGUUGUUCAGAUUGCAUUAGAGGGAGAGAUUUCAAAGGAAAGCGUCCGAAAUAGUUUAAAUAGAGGGCAAAGAGCUGGGGGAGAUUUAAUUCCAUGGUUAGUUUCGCAGCAGUUUCAAGAUGAAGAGUUUGCUAGUUUGUCAGGAGCGCGAGUUGUUCGAAUUGCUACGAAUCCAGAUUACAUGGGGAUGGGAUAUGGUAGUAAGACAUUGGAGUUGUUGAAGGAUUAUUAUGAAGGUAAAUUUACCGAUUUGUCGGAGAGUUCUAGGAGAAGGUCUGGGAAGGGCAGGUAUAGUAUUAAUCGAGUUAAUGAUGAGGAUAUCAGUAAUAAAUUGACGUUGCAAACGGAGGAGAUAAAGUUGAGAGAUGCAAAUAAGUUGCCACCAUUGUUGUUGAAAUUGAACGAAUACGAGCCAUAUUAUUUGGAUUAUUUGGGAGUGUCAUUUGGAUUAACCAAGAGCCUACACAAGUUUUGGAAAAAGUCAGGGUAUUCGCCAGUGUAUUUAAGACAAACAGCAAAUGAGUUGACAGGGGAACAUACGUGUGUUAUGGUGAAUGUUUUAGAGAAUCGGGAGAAGAAAUGGUUAAAGUUGUUUUGUGAAGAUUUCCACAAAAGGUUUUUAACGUUAUUGUCGUUCAAUUUUCGAAAGUUCAGUGCUAUUCAGUCAUUGAAUAUCAUUGAGAGCUGUGAAGUUGAAAGCGGUGAUGAAAAAGAAAAGGAAAAGGAAAGGAGGGGAAUUGUGUUUGAUAAAGGAGAAAUGGAUAGGUAUUUCAGUCAAUUUGAUUUGAAGAGAUUAGAGUCGUAUUCGAAUAAUUUGAUUGAUUAUCAUGUUAUAUUGGAUAUGAUACCUGAGAUUAGCAGGUUGUAUUUCAACAAGGUGAUUGAUGAAGAGGUCAAGUUGUCUAGUGUUCAAAGUGCUAUAUUGUUGUCAAUAGGGUUACAAAAUAAAGAGAUUGGGGAGAUAUCAAAAGAAUUAGGAAUUGAGAAUAAUCAGGGAUUGGCGAUAUUUUCAAAGAUUAUUCGAAAGGUUUCUGUAUAUUUUCGAGAAGUUUUAAAGAAAUCAAUUGAGGUUGAGCUACCUAAAUUUGAAGAAGAGAAAAAAGAGGAGAGGUAUAUCAAAGAAAUGGACGGAAUUGAAGAAGGAGAAGAAGGAGAAGAAGAGGAGGAUAAGGUUGAAAAAUUGAAGAGAAUAGGAAAAGAAAUUGAAGAUGAUUUGGAAGAAGAAGGAAAUGAGGUUAUAAAAGAGAUGAGAGAGAGAGAAAGGGAGUUGAUAAAUUCAUUAGAGUUGAACAAGUAUGAGAUAAAUGAGGAUAUUGAGUUGGAUGAGAAGAAGGCUAAAAAGGCGAUUAGUCAAGAUGGAAGUGGAAUAGUUUCAGCAAAAAAUACGAAUGUUAAACGAAAGAAAGAAAAUGCAGAUGAAAUAUAUGAGCAGGAAAUGAAAGUGAAUAAUAGGAAGAUGAAAAAAAGCCGAAAAAACAAAAAAAAAUAA